Molecule: messenger RNA, 1877 nt
Organism: Daktulosphaira vitifoliae (grape phylloxera)
Lineage: Eukaryota; Metazoa; Arthropoda; Insecta; Hemiptera; Phylloxeridae
Product: protein lifeguard 1-like
Exons: 4
Coding region: 280-1227 (315 amino acids)
Cellular component (GO): membrane
Source: RefSeq, a predicted model, not a curated record
UAUUAUCUAUAAUAAACAGUUCUGUUGACAUUAGUCAUCUGUGGCGUAAUUGAUCUGAAAACUGCUCGAAGAUUACACUUAUUAUUUUAAAAUAUACUUGCUUGUCAUAAUUGAUCAAAAUCAGCAGUUUUUAAUUGUCUUAUUUGCCGAUAUUGUAAUAUAAUAACGAAUAUAUUAUAUUUGCUCUGCAAUUUCAUCGGAGUUUAAGAGUUUCGUAGUAAUUUCAUUAGUUCAAGUAAUUCUUAAAUAUACUAAAUAAACAGAUUUUUUUAUAUUAAAAUGAGCACCUGGCAACAGACUCAAACACCUUAUGGCACUGGAGCAGCUCCUCCUCCCCCAGGAUUUUAUCCACAAAGUGCUCCAUAUCCAAAAGUAGAUGGUGGUUAUGUUCCGAGUGGUGGUUAUCCUCCCAGCAGUGAAUAUGUUCCAAGUGGUGGUUAUGGUGGUAGUGGUGGUGGUGGUGGUUAUGGAGGUUAUCCUCCUCAAUAUGGUGUACCUUAUGGAACACCAAACAUACCUCCUCAAAACAAUUCAUACAAUGCACCAGAAAAUUUUGGAUUUAGUGAUAAAACAAUUCGUAGAAACUUCAUCAGUAAAGUCUAUAGCAUACUAAUGUGCCAGUUAUUAAUGACAUUGGUUUUUGUUGCAAUGGCUGUUUUACAUCAGCCUACUAAAGAAUUCAUGCAAAAACAUGGAGAGUUAUUUAUUAUUGCUAUGAUAGCUACAUUUGGAACUCUAAUCGCUUUGGCUUGUUGUGAAGAUUUGCGCAGAAAAACUCCAACCAACUUCAUUUUGUUAUUUGUGUUUACAUUAGCUGAAUCAUAUAUGGUAGCUACGUGUGCUUCAAGAUAUUAUCCACAUAGAGUUUUGUUAGCAAUUGGUUUAACAACUUUAAUUUGUUUUGCUCUUACAAUUUUUGCAAUGCAAACCAAAAUAGAUUUUACAGUAAUGGGUGGUUUUCUUAUGGUCGCCGUACUUGUUCUCUUUGUUGUUAGUUUAGUUGCUUUGUUUUUCCCAAGUCAAUUAUUGAAUACAAUAAUUGCUUCAGCUGGUGCAUUGAUAUUCUCUCUGUAUUUGAUUUAUGACACACAACUUAUGGUUGGUGGUGAACAUAAAUACUCAAUAUCACCAGAAGAAUAUAUUUUUGCAGCUAUAAAUAUUUAUGUAGAUGUAAUAAACAUUUUCUUGUACAUUUUGACUAUUAUUGGAGCUUCAAGUGAUGAUUAAAAUACUUAAAUUUAAUAUAUAAAAAAAUAUUUUUAAAUUUAUUUUAAAUAUAAAUAAAACCUUGUAGCAUUUAAAAUUAUGUAUAUGUAUUAAUUAAAUUGCAAUAAAUAUUAAAUAUUCAAUUUAUUGGCAGUUUGCAUUAUUUUAAUUCAAAAACAAAGUUAAUAUAAUUUCUUCAGUAACUAAUGGAGUAAGCAAUCAUACAAUUCUAGUACACCAAAGUAAUAUGUCUCGCAUUAGAAAGGGUAGUUGACAUUUUUAUGACAGCAAAAUUAAAUCUGUAUAAACAAAAUAUUUUUUCCAACUUUCAGUACAAAUAUAUAUUUCUCACGACAAACUUGAAAUUUACCUUUAUUUUUUACUACAUUUCUGUUUUAAAACUAAUUAUAAUCUACCUAUUAUUAUAAUUUUAAUACUGCAUCCAUUUUAUUUUAUUAAUUAGUGUUAUUAGAUAUACCUAUGUGUGUUAUUUAAAAUUUGUAUUUUGAAAAACUGUAGAUAUUAUUUAUGUUAAUUAUUUUAUUUUCUAGUUAAUAAAUUUGAUAUUCUUAUAUAAAUUAGGAUUAGGAUAAUUAAUAUAUAUACUUAUAUUUAUUUUAUUAUGUUUUGUUUGUGCUUUAUGAAUGAAAAAAAAAUUAUUUGUACUGAAA